Cryptotermes secundus is the source of this 2124-nucleotide messenger RNA. It is a transcript of the gene RpLP0, whose product is annotated as 60S acidic ribosomal protein P0. Gene Ontology annotation, biological process: ribosomal large subunit assembly; ribosome biogenesis; cytoplasmic translation. The transcript has 7 exons. The record is from RefSeq and is a predicted model, not a curated record. Gene Ontology annotation, cellular component: cytosolic large ribosomal subunit. Gene Ontology annotation, molecular function: large ribosomal subunit rRNA binding; structural constituent of ribosome. Bases 131 to 1084 code for a protein of 317 amino acids. Lineage: Eukaryota; Metazoa; Arthropoda; Insecta; Blattodea; Kalotermitidae.
UCGGUCUUGUCUUACUUAUCUCUGAUUCUUGCCUUAGUAAUCGUAACGAUCGUAACAUCGUAACGGUCGUAACAGCUGCUGACGUGAGUGUCCUUAAAUAUCUCGUCUGAGAAGUCCCUACAUUCACAAGAUGGGUAGGGAGGACAAAGCAGCUUGGAAAUCUAACUAUUUUACAAAGUUGGUUCAACUUUUGGAUGACUACCCAAAAUGUUUCAUCGUGGGUGCAGACAAUGUUGGCUCUAAGCAGAUGCAGCAGAUUCGAAUGAGCCUUAGAGGUGCAGCUGUAGUACUCAUGGGAAAGAAUACUAUGAUGCGGAAAGCCAUUCGAGGUCAUCUGGAACGUAAUCCUGCUCUGGAGAAGAUACUUCCUCAUGUGCGUGGAAAUGUUGGAUUUGUGUUUACACGUGGAGAUCUUGUGGAAGUCCGUGACAAACUAUUAGAGAACAAAGUGCGAGCCCCUGCUCGUAAUGGUGCCAUUGCUCCAUGCCCUGUCAUCAUUCCAGCUCAGAACACAGGUCUGGGUCCUGAGAAGACAUCAUUCUUUCAGGCUCUGUCCAUUCCCACGAAAAUCUCAAAAGGAACGAUUGAAAUUAUUAAUGAUGUACAUAUCCUUAAGGAAGGUGACAAAGUUGGUGCCAGUGAUGCCACCCUUCUCAACAUGCUGAACAUUUCACCUUUCUCAUAUGGCCUGCUGGUUCAGAUGGUGUAUGACUCAGGCACCAUCUUUGAGCCUGCCAUUUUGGAUAUCAAGCCAGAGGACCUGAGGGUCAAGUUCACAGAGGGUGUGGCACGUCUAGCAGCAGUUUGCUUGUCGAUCAGUUAUCCAACCUUGGCUUCUGCCCCACACAGUGUAAUCAAUGGCUUUAAGAACUUAUUGGCCAUUGCUGCAGCUACAGAUGUUUCAUUUAAGGAGGCACAGACUAUUAAGGAAUUCCUCAAGGAUCCAUCAAAAUUUGUGGCUGCUGCAGCUGCAGUGGCACCAGUGGCUGCUGUUGCUGCUGCUCCAGCAGAGUCCAAAAAGGAAGAGAAGAAAGAAGAGAGUGAUAGUGAAGAUGAUGAUAUGGGAUUUGGUCUCUUCGACUAAAUAGCAGUGUAACUUCUCUUUAACUGUGUAGCUCAAAAUUGGCAUGUAUUCUAGCAUGUAAUGUAGUAUUCGAUCUGAUAAUUUUGAGUGCGUUGGAGGCACGGCAAUGUUUGAACAUUGUAAUAAGAAGCUUUACUUUCGCAUGAUGAUAGUAUUGAAAAUAUUGUAACGUGUUUUGCUACUCAAGACGUCGUUCAGAUUGUUAAUUGGUUUAUUUAACAACCUACAAGUCUCGGCUACAAUUAAUUACAACACUUACGGGUUCACACAAUUUACAGCCCUAUACAAUAGUCUGUCCACUCUAUCCUCGACAAUGGGAAACGCCUCGCUUCCUUGUUGCCUAGUCGCCGUGUUUACAGGUGUUACUGGCAACGCUGUUAGGAGUUGUUUAUGGCUCCAUAGCAACCGCGGCAUCCCUUGGUCACAUCACCGCUGGCAGGGUAGGGGAAGGAGUGUUGACGUGCCUGUUACCCUAGUAAUGACAGCCGCUGCCAGGGGGAGGGGUUGUCCUCCAUAGUGCAACACGUCACAAUAUUAUGGAUAUACAUGCUGCUAACAGAAUGGGAUUACUUUCAGACUGAAGCUCCUGAAGCCCGAAUAAUACUGGUUCCAUCACCACAUGACCAGUAUUAGUGUGGGCAGUCUCAUGGCUCAUAUGGAAACUACACAUUGAAUGUCUUACUUUCUUCAAAGGCAGUUAAUGUUUCCUAAAUGAAAUACAAUAUAUUUACCUCAACUCAUUAAACAGUGAUUACAUCUUAUAUUCACAGGUGUUUGUCUCUAUUGAUUUCUCUCAUGAGUGACAUUUUGGAAUUUACUUAAAAUAUUCAAUAAACAUCUGUGUUCUUCAGGUCUUCCAAGUACAGUUAUGAUUAAAACCCUGCUUUUGUACGGAAGUGUCUGGAAUAAAUAGUCAUUCAGAAAUGAUCUUUGAAGGCUUGUUUAAUUUUGAGCUACACGAUGAUGAGAGCAGUUACUGUGCUCAUUCGUAUUUGUAUGUACUGUUUGAGCCAGAUUGUCAUUAAAGACAUUUAAAGUAU